Penicillium cataractarum is the source of this 1230-nucleotide messenger RNA. RefSeq lists its product as uncharacterized. Gene Ontology annotation, molecular function: FAD binding. Lineage: Eukaryota; Fungi; Ascomycota; Eurotiomycetes; Eurotiales; Aspergillaceae. The record is from RefSeq and is a predicted model, not a curated record. Bases 1 to 1230 code for a protein of 409 amino acids. The transcript has a single exon.
AUGGCUCCCUUGAAAGUCCUCAUCUGCGGCGGUGGAUGUGCUGGUCCAGCAGUAGCUUUAUGGCUUUCUCAAACCGGUCACCAAGUCACUGUUGUCGAGCGCUUUCCAAUUCUGAGAUGCGGGGGCACGCAAAUCGACCUCCGAGGUGCAGGCAUCGAAGCCGUCAAGCGCAUGGGACUGCACGAGGCUAUUCAGAGCAAACUUGUCGACGAACAAGGCAUGGCUGUGGUGGACGCCAAAGGCAAUGUCAGAGCUACUAUCAUGGCCAACAAAUCCGGUCAGGGCGCCCAGACCUUGACGUCCGAAUACGAAAUUAUGCGAGGCGACUUGGUGCGCAUACUCUAUGAAGCAACCAAGCAUAAUGUACACUAUGUCUUCGGCAAAACUGUCGACAGCUUUGAGCAAGAUGACAAGCAAGUCACCGCUUACUUCUCAGAUGGCUCCUCGGAUACAUACGAUCUCCUCGUCGGUGCUGACGGUCAAGGGUCCCGUAUUCGGAGAGCGAUAUCGUCUCCAAACAGUCCUGACCCCUACUACCAGUUGGGGACCCAUGUCGCCUACUUUUUCAUUCCGCGCAUUGAUUCAGACACCAACAUGAUGUCAGUGUACAAUUGCACUGGAGGACGAACAAUCAUACGCCGAAGCCAUAGCCCGACUGAGACACAGGUCUUGCUCUUCCUGAAGGACGACUCCCCAGAAAUGUCAGGUCUCCCCAAGGCUUCCGUUGAAAAGCAAAAGGCAUUUUGGUCUGGACGAUUUCGCGAUGCCGGAUGGGAGGCCGACCGAUUUCUUGCGGGCAUAGAAUCCACGGAUAAUUGGUACUGCCAAGAAGUUAUGCAAGUCCGCACAGAUACGUGGCAUCAGGGACGAGUGGUGCUUCUUGGAGAUGCUGCUUAUUGCCCAUCGCACUGGAGUGGAAUGGGAACUUCAGGUGCUCUUGUCGGGGCAUAUGUCUUGGCUGGAGAGAUCAAUCAGCACACGGAUGAUCUCCCUCAAGCCUUUCUGGAAUAUGACGAAGUCCUCAGACCCUACGUGCAUGAGUGUCAAGACGUGCAUCCCUGGUUGAUCAAGUUGGCUUUUCCGGAGUCCUGGUGGGGAGUUGCCAUUCUCCGAUUCAUCUUCCAGGUGGUGUGCUUUCUUCGUCUUCCCGAGUUGAUGUCGAGAUUCUCGACUGAAAGGGAUGGGGGGUGGCAGCUACCUGAUUAUCCCGAGCUUCGGGGGAAUCAGUGA